CCGUUUAUCUGUCCAUCUAUCGUCAUGAAGUUUCGUCGCCGUGUUUUUCCUCCGACUCUCUCAGCUCUGUUGUCUGGCCGACGGAUGCAGGGAGGUGAGAUGCUGGCGGAAGCGGAGGAGAGAGGAGGAUGGAGAGAGAGAGGAAUCCCUCCUCGCUCUCUCACUCCCACACCUUUUCUGUCCCGCUGUAUCGAUGCGCCGCCGUUUCUCUCUGCAGCAGUUCUGAUCAGCAGGCAGAGUUUCAGAUGUAGAUCUGAUCUCUGUUCGGUUUUCUGCCUCCAGACUCGUUGGAGUUCCUCCUCUCUCCCUCUGGGAAUCGGUUUCUUCACUCCUCUGGUUCAGACUUGAAGGGAAUCCUGUUGAGUUAGUUCCAGCUGAGCUCUGAGUUUCUGUCUCCACCAUGGACUGAACCGGACCUGAACCGGACCUGAACCGGACCUGAACUCUGAAGAUAGUCUUCUAACGUGUCUCCGUCUUCCUCGCAUGCCGCCAUGUUUUCCAGGAUCUUCGUCCCCAAGAAGCACCGGCAGCGUUUCGACGAGGCCGUCUCCCAGAACGUCAUCAACCGGCUCUGCCGCUCCAAGAGCAUCAGCGAGCCGCAGGGCCGCAUGCGCCGCAGCCGCAGCGAGGACCAGUCCGACCGCCGCCACGGCUCCAAGCGGGCCAGCUCCGUGCCCAGGGACGGCGGAGAACCGGAGAGGGAGCGGGGCGCCCGGAAGGCCGGGGGCCCCGCUCACCCCCCGCUGGGGCCCAAACAGAGGGUGAUCCGAGUCUACAGAGGGAAGAAGAGCUUCGGCUUCACGCUGCGAGGCCACGCCCCCGUCUGCAUCGACGCCGUCAUCCCAGACAGCCCUGCUGAUGAGUGUGGGCUGAAACCAGGUGACCGCAUCCUGUUCCUGAACGGCCUGGACAUGAGGAACUGCUCCCAUGAGAAGGUGGUGUCCAUGCUGCAGGGCAGCGGGGCGGUGCCGACCCUGGUGGUGGAGGACGGCCCGUCGGACUUCUCCUCGGACCGGACCGACCCGGAAGAAUCUCCCAGUCUGACUCCUGCCAUGGUUCCUCGCUCCAGGUCCCCGGCUCUCAGCUCGCUGCAGUGGGUGGCAGAGAUCCUCCCUCCCAGCAUUAAGGUUCAGGGUCGGACCUUCAGCCAGCAGCUGGAGCACCUGCUGACCAUCCAGGAGCGCUACACCGUCUGCAAGGCCCUGGAGACUUUCUUCCAGCACAGGAACCUGGACAGCCUGAUAGUGGACGUCUUCCCGGUGCUGGACACUCCAGCCAAGCAGCUGAUCUGGCAGUUCAUCCACCAGCUGCUGACCUACGAGGAGCAGGAGCGCUGCCAGAGCAAGCUGUCUCGCUUCCUGGGCUUCAAGAGCAGCGUGCUGCUGGAUCCUGACGGCGCUCCAGAACACCACAAGCGCAGCAGCUCCAUGCGGGUGACCGGGUCGUCGUACCGCAGCUGCGUCCGGGAGAGGAGCUCUGACGACUGCAUCAUCGGGACUCACCUGGGAAUGGGAAUUCAUGUGGAUGAAUGCGGGAGCCCGGAGGAGAGGCAGUCAGGAGACGGGACCUCCUUCCCCGAGUCCCCGGACCUCAGCCAUAUGACAGGUGUUUACACGGAGCUGGAGAACCUGUACGCAGGGAAGAGCGUGUCGCCCGCAGAGCCUGAGGCAGCGGGGCAGACAGAGGGCUACGGCCGCUCUCUGUCCCCCCUUACUCUGCCCCCCCUCACAGGUAGCAGGAAGUCGGGUCUGUCCCUGUCCUGGAAGGAGCCGCUCCCCUCCGCCGUCUACCAGCUGCAGCACCAGAGCAGCGUGGAGUCCAACCCCUACGUCAGCCUGGAGAGCCCCCCCACCUCGCCGCCACGCCCCGCCAGCGGCACCAACACUCUGAGCCGCCGCAGGAAGUUAUUCACCUUCUCCAGGCCGCCCCGCAGCCGCGACACCGACAAGUUCCUGGACGCCCUGAGCGAGCAGCUGGGGCAUCGGGUCACCCUGGUGGAUGAUAACGACUAUGAGGAGAUGAGCUUCUCAGAGGAAGUGGGCGUGGCCUUCCGUCCGCGGCGCCUUAGUAGCGGCAGCAGCGCGGAGCACAGCAGCAGCGGCGGCGAGGACGCCCCCUCGCCUUCGUCCUCCUCUGGGUCGGAGCCCAUCCCCCCCCCUCCCGACCAGAGCCCCCCGCCCCCGCCGCCUCUCCAGGCGCUGAUCCCGCCCCCCGUCCAGUUCACCGACCCGCUGCCGCCGGCGCGGUUCUCCCCGGAGCGCGCCCCCCGCGGCCGCGCCCCCUUCCAGCCGCAGCACCCCAUCAUCCCCCCGCCGCCGCCGCCCCGCACGCUGCUGGCUGCGCGCUCGCCGCUGCUGAAGCCCACCAGGGAGGAGGUGGAGAAAGCCCGGCAGCGGUUCCGCUCCUCGUCCAGCCGCUUCUCGCAGGGCGCCGCCGCGACCUGCUGCACGCUGCGCGGCCCCCCCCGCAGCACCCACCUCCCCCGCCAGCACAGCCAGCCGCAGCCCGCCCCUAGCGCCUCCCCCCGGCCGCUCCGGCCCAGCCAGCUGGUGCUGCAGCGCCACCAUCAACUGCAUCACCAGCACAGCUACCAGGGCCCGCUGCCCCCCUCCCUGCAGAACCAGAACCAGAACCAAAACUCCUCCCUCCCCACUCACACCGGCAGCUUCGACGCCCCCCCACCGGAGCCGCAGUCCCAGCAGGCUCCGCCUCCUCCGCCCCCUCCGCCCUGUGACCCCCCCCCGCUCCCGGCGGGCCAGCAGUCCGACGCCAACCACAUGAGCGUGAAGCGUCUGCGCUGGGAGCAGGUGGAGAACUCAGAGGGAACCAUCUGGGGUCAGCUCAGAGAAGACUCGGACUAUGAUAAGCUCAGCGACAUGGUGAAGUACUUGGACCUGGACCUGCACUUUGGGACGCAGCGCCGACCCCUUUCUCCUACAGAACCAGCCUUCCUGCCAGAGAACCUGAAGAAGAAAGACGUGGUGGAGAUCCUGUCCCACAAGAAGGCCUACAACGCCUCCAUCCUCAUGGCCCACCUGAAGCUGUCUCCUGACGAGCUGCGCCAGGUUCUGUUGGAUCUGAGCACGGACCGGCUGGAACCGGCCCACAUCAAGCAGCUGCUGCUCUACGCGCCCGACCAGGACGAGGUCCAGCAGUACCAGCGCUUCCAGCAGGACCCGGCCAAACUCAGCGAGCCGGACCAGUUCAUCUUCCAGAUGCUGACGGUUCCGGACUACAAGACCCGGCUGCGCAGCCUCCUGUUCAAAGCCACGCUGCAGGAGCGGGCCGAGGAGAUGAAGGCGGCCUUUGACUAUAUCCACAAGGCGUCGCUGGAGCUGAAGAGCAGCAGGAAGCUGGCCAAGAUACUGGAGUUUGUCCUGGCGAUGGGGAACUACCUGAACAACGGUCAGCCCAAGAGCCACCGAACGACGAGCUUCAAGAUCAACUUCCUGACGGAGUUGAGCACGACGAAGACGGUGGAUGGAAAAUCCACGUUCCUUCACAUCCUGGCCAAGUCGCUGAGUCAGCACUUCCCCGAGCUGCUGAGCUUCCCCAGAGAGCUGCCCACGGUUCCUCUGGCCGCUAAAGUCAACCAGAGGGCCGUCACCUCGGAGCUGAGCGAGCUCCACGCCGCGGCGCAGGACAUCAGGACGGCCUGCCAGACGCUGCCGGCCGACGACCGCUUCGCCUCCGUUAUGAGUAGUUUUCUGGAGAACAGCCACCCGGCCCUGCAGUCCCUGGAGUCGCUCCAGUCCCGGGCCAUGGCCGAGUUCUCCCAGGUGGCGUCGUACUUCGGCGAGGACGGCCGCUCCACCAGCACCGACUCUUUUUUCGGCAUCUUUGCGGAGUUCAUGUCCAAGUUUGAGAGAGCGCUAAGUGAGACCCAGAGUCCUGAGAACCCCCGCAGCCCGCGCCUGUCCUCCCCCCCGGCCUGGUAGGAGCCGCCGGGCCGACCGCGGCGCCAAGACUGGACCGGGCCGACCGCGGCGCCAAGACCGGACCGGGCCGACCGCGGCGCCAAGACCGGACCGGGCCGACCAUGGCGCCAAGACCGGACCGGGCCGACCGCGGCGCCAAGACCGGACCGGAUCAGGCCUUACAUUAGGUGCUGAAACAGACGGAACUUUGCCAUCUCUGUAUGAAGCAGAAUAUUGAUUGUUGUUCUCAAUAAUAAUAUUUAUAAAAAAUAUAAAUAUUAUUAUUAUUGUUGUUAUUAAUAUUAUGAUAUUGUAAAUAUUAAGUUUUAUGUUAAUAUUCGGUUUGUUCUGUUGCUCCAAUAAAUUCAUGUUUUCACUUCUGGAGCUUAUUUUCCAUCAGAUCAGAUUUCAGACCUUCGCAGCCGAAGCAUAGACUUCACCAGAUAGACUGGACCAGUUUUCUGGAGGAGCUGCGGUCCAGAUUAAGUCCAGAUUAAAUCCAGAUUAAGUCCAGAUUAAGUCCAGAUGAUUGUAGAUUUAAUCCGUGCCGAUCAGACGGCGAGUAAAGUGGAUAUUUAUUACGUUAAAUUGCUUUUAUUUUGUAAAGCCGAUAAACGUUUUUCAUCCCUUCAGUCUGUGAUCCGUUCAGAUCCGUUUGGUUUCAGGUUAUUGAUCAUCUUGAGUCCAGAUAUUUGCCGCUGCCUGCUGGGUUACCUGGUAACCAUGGCGACCCGUCCUGCUUGUUGGCUCCGCCCCAAAAUCCGUUUAUUUUCUUAUGAAACUUUUUCUUGUUCUGAGGCUUCAUGAGGCGGCAUGACAUCACUUCCUGUUGGGAUGUGCCGCUGGCUCUAGUUCCAGUAAGGUUCUGUUCUGUGCUUCUCAAAGCUUUUCUGCUUUAAAUAAACUUCAUGUUUUGGA
Poeciliopsis prolifica (blackstripe livebearer) is the source of this 4835-nucleotide messenger RNA. Its product is annotated as delphilin-like. The record is from RefSeq and is a predicted model, not a curated record. NCBI's taxonomy places the organism in Eukaryota, Metazoa, Chordata, Actinopteri, Cyprinodontiformes, Poeciliidae. Gene Ontology annotation, molecular function: protein binding.